This is a messenger RNA of Fragaria vesca subsp. vesca, 1419 nucleotides long. RefSeq names its product F-box/FBD/LRR-repeat protein At5g56420-like. The transcript has 7 exons. Lineage: Eukaryota; Viridiplantae; Streptophyta; Magnoliopsida; Rosales; Rosaceae. Bases 1 to 1419 code for a protein of 472 amino acids. Gene Ontology annotation, molecular function: protein binding. The record is from RefSeq and is a predicted model, not a curated record.
AUGAAUAUAACAGACGAUGAUCUUGAUCAAGGGUUACGAUUUCUUGUCUUAACCUAUGAGGAAGUUUCUGUUGUUUCAAUUAUUGGUCAUGGUGUAGAAGAUUGUGAUAUUCUUGAUGUUGAUAAACAACAACGGUAUCUUGAUAAAACCUUGACUGACACUGAAAAUGGUGACGGCUUCUUCGACUUCCUCAAAUCUCCUGUUGCUGACACAGGUUUCUAUUUCAAGGACAAUGUGCAAAACUUGGUGGGGGUGGACAGGAUUAGUGCAUUGCCAGAUGAUCUUAUAGUUAGUAUAGUGUCUCUGCUGCCUCUAAAGGAAGCAGCAGCUACUAGUGUGCUAUCUACUCGAUGGCGCCACAUCUGGACCUUCGUUACCACUCUCGAUUUUCACCACGACAUUCUUUUCCAACUGCGUUCAUACAAACGAGUAAGAAUAGAGUCAGAACUUGAUAGGUACUUGAAUUGGGUGAAUAAUGUAAUGAAACAACAUAGAGGCCCAAGUAUCAAUCUGCUUAGGGUUUAUGCCGGUAUAAAUGAUCCCAAGUACGAAAAUUCCAUUCAUACAUGGGGUCAAUUCGCCUUGGAAAAGAGAGUCCAAAACUUUGAUUUGCUCCUUUCUGAAAACAGAGGUUUCCCCAAAAGAGGAGGAAACGAGAUUAAGGCAGUCUUUAGUACUUUUCCCCAUUCGCACCAAUUUGUAAAUGUGGACAGAUUAGGGUCUGACUUGUGCUCUAAACCUGAUAUUCUACACCCUUGUCUAUACACUUGUUUUAGUGCAUUCAGUUGCUUGAAGUACCUUAGAGUUCUUGAAUUCAGGUUUGUUAUAGGACUUACUGGGCAAGUUCUAGAGUGCUUCUUGUCUCACUGUCCACUUCUUGAGCGAUUAACAGUAGUUCGCACUUUAGGGUUGGAUAGUUUUAAAGUUAUCGGCCCGUCAAUUGCUUUGAAAUACUUGCACAUACAUAAACAUACUGGUCCUGUGAACAUUGAGAUUUGUGAUGUAAAACUUGUUUCAUUUAUUUAUGGUGGAGGCGGGAUAAACUUGCUGCUUAAGAAUGUGCCGCAGCUUGUUGAGGUCUCCAUUUCUUCCCGCCGAGUUUCAUUUGGACAGUGUGGUUCUCAUCAUCAGCUAGAGGUUUUCAGAAUGAGGGGAUUUGUGCUAAACAAUGAGAAACAUGUACUUCCUACAUAUGUGAAUCUCAAGUAUUUGGAACUGGGAUUGAAGGAACGUGACAGUUGCUGUCUUCUUCAAUUAAUGUCUUUCAUGGAGGCAUCUCCUUAUUUGCACAAACUUUUGGAAACUACUAUCUCUCGAUUUUAUAGGCGUGAAAUGGAGGUUAAGCAAGCUCCCAAUUACUCACAUCAAUUCCUUAGAGUAGUGGAAGUGACAGAGUACGUGUCACGGUCGUACCAGUGA